Messenger RNA from Ilex paraguariensis (yerba mate), 630 nucleotides. NCBI's taxonomy places the organism in Eukaryota, Viridiplantae, Streptophyta, Magnoliopsida, Aquifoliales, Aquifoliaceae. The record is from the annotation of a GenBank genome assembly.
AUGGAGUGUCUUACCUUAGAAAUCAACAAUAUUUCAGCGAAAGACCUCAAGAAUGUCAACCUUAUCANUCUCUCUCUCUGUCUCUUCUCGAAUUUCAGAUCAAAAAAUGGAGUGUCGUACCUUAGAAAUCAACAAUAUUUCAGCGAAAGACCUCAAGAAUGUCAACCUUAUCANUGCAGAAUAAAGAUGCGGCCUCUCGACGCGAACGAAACCACCCAAGUCUUCGAGAAGUUGUUCAAAUUUACAGGUAACAACCUCAAAAACAUCUUCGAAAACCCAUCUCACGAAGGCCCUGAACCAAACCAAGGUCGAUAUUGCUUUCGUUUGCAAAAGAACAGAGUCUACUAUGUGAGUGAAUCUCUAGUCAAGCGAGCCACAAAGAUCAAACGAAACAACUUGGUCUCUUUGGGCACAAGCAUUGGCAAAUUCACAAAAGGUGGGUUAGGGAGAAUUACUGAGAACAUUGUGGCUGGUGAUGGGGUGGUGGUGUUUUCAAUGUCGGAUGUGCCGCUGGGGUUUGGAAUUGCAGCGACGACUACGCAGAAUUGUAGGAAGAUGGAUCCCAAUGGGAUCGUUGUGCUGCACCAGGCGGAUAUUGGGGAGUAUUUGAGAAUGGAGGAUGAGCUUUGA